Molecule: messenger RNA, 345 nt
Organism: Emericellopsis cladophorae
Lineage: Eukaryota; Fungi; Ascomycota; Sordariomycetes; Hypocreales; Bionectriaceae
Product: small subunit ribosomal protein S16
Exons: 2
Coding region: 1-345 (114 amino acids)
Biological process (GO): mitochondrial translation
Cellular component (GO): ribosome; mitochondrial small ribosomal subunit
Molecular function (GO): structural constituent of ribosome
Source: RefSeq, a predicted model, not a curated record
AUGGUUGUCAAGAUUCGUCUGGCCCGCUUCGGCAAGCGCAAUUGGCCGCACUACAACAUUGUCGUCGCGCAAGCACGCACGGCACGCAACUCCAAGCCCCUCGAGGUUCUGGGCACAUACGAUCCCGUUCCCAAAGCCGACCCCUACGGUGCGCCCGAUAAACUACACAAGGACAUCGAGAUGGAUGUGUCGCGAGCCAAGUACUGGAUUGGUGUUGGGGCGCAGCCGACCGACCGCAUGUGGAAGAUUCUGAGCAUGGCUGGCAUUCUCCCCCCCAAGAAAUUCGAGCCUCCGACAGCAAAGGGGCAACCACCUGUGGAGGUCGACAAGGUGCGGAUCCGUUGA